AUGGGGAGGGGCUGCAAUCGGUCCCGCCGGACUCUGCCCCGCACCAUCCCGCACCACAUCCCACUGCCCCUCACCGCUCCAUCCCGCACCACUCUGCCCCGCACCAUCCCGCACCACAUCCCACUGCCCCUCACCGCUCCAUCCCGCACCACUCUGCCCCGCACCAUCCCGCACCACAUCCCACUGCCCCUCACCGCUCCAUCCCGCACCACUCUGCCCCGCACCAUCCCGCACCACAUCCCACUGCCCCUCACCGCUCCAUCCCGCACCACUCUGCCCCGCACCAUCCCGCACCACAUCCCACUGCCCCUCACCGCUCCAUCCCGCACCACUCUGCCCCGCACCAUCCCGCACCACAUCCCACUGCCCCUCACCGCUCCAUCCCGCACCACUCUGCCCCGCACCAUCCCGCACCACAUCCCACUGCCCCUCACCGCUCCAUCCCGCACCACUCUGCCCCGCACCAUCCCGCACCACAUCCCACUGCCCCUCACCGCUCCAUCCCGCACCACUCUGCCCCGCACCAUCCCGCACCACAUCCCACUGCCCCUCACCGCUCCAUCCCGCACCACUCUGCCCCGCACCAUCCCGCACCACAUCCCACUGCCCCUCACCGCUCCAUCCCGCACCACUCUGCCCCGCACCAUCCCGCACCACAUCCCACUGCCCCUCACCGCUCCAUCCCGCACCACUCUGCCCCGCACCAUCCCGCACCGCAUCCCACUGCCCCUCACCGCUCCAUCCCGCACCACUCUGCCCCGCACCAUCCCGCAUUGCAUCCCACUGCCCCUCACCGCUCCAUCCCGCACCACUCUGCCCCGCACCAUCCCGCACCACAUCCUACUGCCCUUCACCGCUUCGUCCCUUAUCGACCUGCUGAUGGUGAGCGAGGCCCGGCAGAUGGCCAGCAUAACACACAAGAUCCGGAUGGAGCUCCUGACGAUCAACGACGUGUAUCUCCUCUCCACCUUCCGCCUGCCCCCCAAGCAGGGGGGCACCCUCUUCGGCCUCUACUCCAAGAAAGACAACACGAGGUGGUUGGAGGUCUCCGUGGUGGGGAAAAUCAACAAAGUCCUGGUGCGGUACCUGCGGGAAGACAACAAGCUGCACUCGGUCAACCUGCAGCAUGCGCCGGUGGCAGAUGGGCAGAGUCACACUGUCAUCGUGCGCCUGAGCGGGCUGCGCGGGGACAUGCUGAGCGUGGAGCUCUAUGUGGACUGCAAGCAGGUGGACUCCAGUGUGGGGCUGCCUGAGCUGUCUGAGAUCCCGCUGGCUGAGGUGGAGUCCAUCGAGGUGCGCACGGGGCAGAAGGCCUACCAGAGGAUGCAGGGGUUUGUGGAGUCAAUGAAGCUGAUCCUGGGAGGGUCCAUGAGCCGUGUUGGGGCCUUGAGUGAGUGCCCUUUCCAAGGAGAUGAAUCCAUUCACAGUGCAGUGACAAGCGUGCUGGCCUCCAUCCUGGGUGAGCAGACCAAGGCGCUGGUCACGCAGCUAACCCUCUUCAACCGGGUCCUGACCGAGCUGCGGGAAGACAUUAGGGACCAGACGAAGGAGAUGUCUCUGAUCCGCAACACCAUCAUGGAGUGCCAGGUCUGCGGCUUCCAUGAGCACCGUUCCCGUUGCAACCCCAACCCCUGCUUCAGCGGUGUGGACUGCAUGGAGACAUACGAGUACCCUGGGUACCGCUGUGGGCCCUGCCCGCCUGGGCUGGAGGGCAAUGGCACAUACUGUGCUGACAUUGACGAGUGCUCUCAUGCCAACCCCUGCUUCCCUGGCUCCAAGUGCAUCAACACAGCCCCUGGCUUUCGCUGCGAGCCCUGUCCCCGUGGCUAUCGGGGCAACACUGUCUCUGGUGUGGGGGCUGACUACGCCAGGGCCAGCAAGCAGGUUUGCACUGAUAUUGAUGAAUGCAAUGAUGGGAACAACGGGGGCUGUGACCCCAACUCUAUCUGCACCAACACGCUGGGCUCCUAUAAGUGUGGUCCCUGCAAGUCUGGGUUUGUGGGGAAUCAGACGUCCGGCUGCGUCCUGCAGCAGUCCUGCAGCACUCCCACCAACAACCCCUGUGACGUCAAUGGCUUCUGCAUGUUUGAGAGGAACGGUGAAAUUUCCUGUGCGUGCAAUGUGGGCUGGGCUGGCAAUGGCAACGUGUGUGGGCAAGACACAGACCUUGAUGGCUACCCAGACGAGCCCCUGCCCUGCAUCGACAAUAACAAGCACUGCAAGCAGGACAACUGCCGCCUGACACCGAAUUCAGGGCAGGAGGACGCUGACAAUGAUGGCAUCGGGGACCAGUGUGAUGAUGAUGCUGACGGCGAUGGCAUCAAGAACGUGGAGGACAACUGCCGGCUCUUUCCCAACAAGGACCAGCAAAACUCAGAUACUGACUCCUUUGGGGAUGCCUGUGACAACUGCCCCAACGUGCCUAAUAAUGACCAGCGGGACACGGACAGCAAUGGCGAGGGGGACGCUUGCGAUAAUGACAUUGACGGGGAUGGGAUUCCCAACAUGCUGGAUAACUGCCCCAAGGUGCCCAACCCUCUGCAGACUGACCGGGAUGAGGAUGGUGUCGGGGAUGCCUGUGAUAGUUGCCCUGAAAUGAGCAACCCCACUCAGACAGAUAUGGACAGUGACCUGGUAGGAGACAUCUGUGACACCAACGAGGACAGCGAUGGGGACGGGCAUCAGGACACCAAGGACAACUGCGCUGAGAUCCCCAAUAGCUCCCAGUUGGACUCAGAUAAUGAUGGGCUGGGAGAUGACUGUGACAAUGAUGAUGACAACGAUGGCAUCCCUGACUAUGUGGCACCUGGCCCUGACAACUGCCGCCUCAUCCCCAACCCCAACCAGAAGGACUCAGAUGGGAAUGGUGUGGGUGACGUGUGUGAGGAAGACUUUGACAAUGACACAGUGGUGGACCAGUUGGAUGUGUGCCCUGAGAGCGCCGAGGUGACACUGACAGACUUCCGUGCCUACCAGACUGUCAUCCUUGACCCCGAGGGGGACGCCCAGAUUGAUCCCAACUGGGUGGUCCUCAACCAGGGCAUGGAGAUUGUGCAGACCAUGAACAGUGACCCAGGCUUGGCUGUGGGCUACACGGCCUUCAAUGGGGUGGACUUCGAGGGCACCUUUCACGUCAACACCAUCACUGAUGAUGACUACGCCGGCUUCAUCUUCAGCUACCAGGACAGUGCCAGCUUCUACGUGGUGAUGUGGAAGCAAACAGAGCAGACCUACUGGCAGGCUACCCCCUUCCGCGCUGUGGCCGAGCCAGGGCUGCAGCUCAAGGCAGUGAAGUCCUCGACUGGCCCUGGGGAGCACUUGCGCAAUGCACUGUGGCACACUGGGCACACACCUGACCACGUCCGCCUGCUCUGGAAGGACCCUCGUAAUGUGGGUUGGCGGGACAAAACCUCCUACCGCUGGCAGCUGACCCACAGGCCCCAGGUGGGCUACAUCAGGUGA
Molecule: messenger RNA, 3462 nt
Organism: Chaetura pelagica (chimney swift)
Lineage: Eukaryota; Metazoa; Chordata; Aves; Apodiformes; Apodidae
Gene: THBS3
Product: thrombospondin 3
Exons: 22
Coding region: 1-3462 (1153 amino acids)
Biological process (GO): cell adhesion
Cellular component (GO): extracellular region
Molecular function (GO): heparin binding; calcium ion binding
Source: RefSeq, a predicted model, not a curated record